CUCGCUGCCAUAUUCGCACCAGUCCGUCUUCUUCAACACGUUGAAACAGGGGCUAUCAACGAUCAAAGAAUACAGGAGGAAGAAGGAUUGCUCUGGAUUUGUCAGCACCAGGAGGCGGUCUCGGGGGAAAAAGGGGGUCCAAAGGACUCCGGACACUCGCCUACUCCCAACAU
This is a messenger RNA of Acaulospora colombiana, 173 nucleotides long. Lineage: Eukaryota; Fungi; Glomeromycota; Glomeromycetes; Diversisporales; Acaulosporaceae. The record is from the annotation of a GenBank genome assembly.